CUGGCGUAAUUCCACUUUCGCUUUUGGGUAGCUUUGUGGUGACCGAUGUCAAGUGUAGGUUAUUCAAUUGUCAACAAUUACAUAAUGCCUCCAUCGUGUUCUUCCUUCAAAUGAAUACUGCCCGAGUUCGAGGUGAAUGUGUCCCGAGUCCACCAUUGCCGUGUUCCAGAAUUUGCUGCCGAGAGAGAUAGGAAUUUAUAAAAGCACUGUUGUUCCACGAGUCUUCUCGGUUUGACCAAAAUCCUGAAAGCCGGCAGGUCGGAGGAGCUGUGAUCGGCGUGUCAUGAGUCAGUCGAUGGACGAGGAGUGUUUAGCAGGAAACACCUACCAGGAUGGCAAUGCAGCAGCAGGCGACAGCCAGGCAAGAGUCCCCAAAGGCUGGCGGAUGGUCAUCAGGGAACUGGUGGAGACGGAACGUACCUACGUCACUGACCUGAGCGACGUCAUAAGAGGCUAUUACGAGUACUUGCCUGGAUAUUACAAGCCUAGAGAGUGUUGUGAGCUGCCCAUGAGCGCUGAGGAGAGAGAUCUUCUGUUUAGCAACCUUGGAGACCUUGUCCAGUUGAACGCGUCCUUACUCGGGUGCUUUGAAAACGCUAGCGGUCGACCUGAGCAGAUCGCUGCCUGCUUUCUGGACCGCGAGGAAGAGUUCAAGAUUUAUGCCCAAUACUGCAUAAACUAUGUGCAGGCAAUGGACACGUUCAACUUGCUGCUGAAGAGGCCAAGGGCUGAAGAAUACUUCCAGCAUUGUCAGCUAACGCUUGGCCAUACGCUGCCACUGGAUUCGUUCCUCCUAAAGCCAGUCCAGCGAAUCCUGAAGUACCCGCUGCUUCUGAAUAGCCUGAUCAAGCAGUACACCAAGUUCCACGACCUGUCGGAGGAGAUCCGCCAGCUGCUGUUGAGCGCUCACAUGACCAUGUCCAAUCUGGCACAGUACAUCAAUGAAGUCAAGCAGGCCAAGGAGGAGAGCAAGCGCACUGAGGAGAUCUUGAGUCAGAUCAUAGGCUGGGAAAGUCCAGCAGACACUGGGAACAUAUGUGUGGAGGAUCAGGCACGCGUUUAUGGCACGAAAGGCGAGCACCAUCACCUGUAUGCAUUUCAGAAAACGCUGCUAAUUACGAAGCCAAUUAAGGACGGUCCAGAACUGUAUCGACGACACCUGCCAUUCUCAGACAUUACUUUAGCCGAUGUCUCAGCAGAUCCGUUUUUGUUUGAGCUCCACUGCCCCAGUGAACAAGAGGAACUGUCGCCACGAGCCAUGCGCCUCUUUCCAAUCGUAGUCUGUCCUCGCAAUGCCAAGCAGAAGGCAGUUUGGCUCAAGACUCUGCGAGAAAGAGAUGUAGCAGAUGUGACUGUGGAAAUCGAGACAGUACGUCGCAAGACAUUUACCACCGGUGAGCAAUCAUCCAGCGGUUCAUCUGCCCAAGGGCUUUCAAGGCCAAGGCAUUCGUUUAUUCAAGUCAUUGCUCAAGUGCAAAGGGCCGCAUCCAUAAAUUCCUACUCGGCAUCCAGCAGUAAUAGUGGCUCAUUUCACAAUCGCAUCGACAGCAAAUGUGAUAAUAUGGCCAGUGUCAAUGGUGAUAAAGCAGGCAGGUCUGUAGAUGAGGCACCAACGGAUCGCAAGGUGUCAACCCUAAGAAAGUGGGAUGAGCUGGUUACCAUUGCUCGGCAAGCAUCCCUCGAAAAGUCCUCAGCAGAACGGCGGAACAGAAACCAGUCACUGCAUAUAGCAAAGGACAAGGUCCGCUCACCUAACUUCUGGCGAAAGGCGCACAGCUCCACGGAGAAAGGGGAUGAGCUCAGUUCGACGGGAGAUGUGUGUUCUACUGCAUCUAGUGAGAUUGAUUUCUCCAAGACGGCCCCAUCGUCUCUUCAGCUGAGCUUGCCGGUGAUGAGCACAGGCUCCGUGUCCAGCGCCGUUGACACCACUCAGCAACGCACGGUCGAGCAGUGCGAGAGCACUUCUGCUUUGGAUCGCGAUACCAUGUGCUCGCCAAUGUACACCGAAUUAGCUUACUCACUGCCGGCGUGCCCCACUCAGCUCGAAUCGCCGACCAGUCCUGGCCUGCCUCCACUAUCCCCGCUCUCCAGCCAGAGAGGGACAAGAGCUCGAACGCAGAUCAAGGAUGCGCUGAAGACAGCUGGAAAGUUGAUGACACCUAGGCGACUCCACACGCCAGGGUCUUCCAGCCACAGUGAAGAAACACCCGUAUCGCCGACAAAUACAAGCCACAAUCAAUCGCUCAGGCCGAAAGCAUCACGCUCUGUAGGCGCUCAGGUUGAGUCCAGCUUCAGCGGAGGCGGGUUGAAUGCACGUCAACUGGAGGAUUCGGACAGCGUAUUCAGUGUGACACAGAACCGCAGUUUAUCAACGACCGGCACACAGACUCGGUCAAGGGUCGGGUCAAUAUCGUUCAACAUACCUAGCUGGGCAACAUCUGGAAGCAGCAGUAGUCGCUCGAGCAGCACUUCAAGUUCAAGUUUAAUCCAAAAGGUAGCAUCGAGAGGAAAGCGUGUGUCAGCACCAUCCGUAAUGAAGUUACCAGAAUCGAAACUGGAGCCAUUCCAGCAGCCACGGGAGAAACCCAUGUCUCGCUUGGGACGCCUGGCUGAAAGGACAAGAGAGCGCCGCAACACAGUGUCCAACUACUGCAGGAAAACACCGGAGAGUUUGCCGGGCUCAACGGACGUGUUCUGAGCUUGCAUGCUGGUAAGAGAAGGAGUGAGAGAGGCGCCCGCUGAGCAGUGCGUUGUGGCGCCUCACCCAUACGGACUGCUCGUUGCCUGUGGAAUGCAGUGCUUCAAGCCAUCCCCGUCCCGUGAACAGUUUUUACGUAUUUUCACGCAAAGUUUACCAAUCAAAUCAUGAUAGCAUGUAACAUGCUGCGUGCAGGGCUUUCGGUGUGCCACUAUCGGCUAUCCCGAUCGCAUACAGACCCACCUCUCUAAACAAGUACAGUUCUUUUCCACCUUUGUACAGUGCAGUGCGCGUACAUUCAAGUCUAGGCUCCCAGUCAAAUGCUGUUCUUUUUUUGGCUACGACAUUCUGACACGUUAGCACCCUACAUACCUUAGUGUCCCACAAAUGCCUUGCACCCGGGUUCCAUUCACAACCCCUGCUUCUGAGCUCAUGUACAUGUGCAUUCUUGCAUGUCAUGCAGCCUGAAAGCUCGCCCUCGUUUCAUGUACAUGCAUGUCAUGCAGCCUGAAAGCUCACCCUCGUUUGUCCGUGUUCUGGUAUAUCGAUUUAUUCAUUCGUCCCGUCGCUGCUGUUGCCGCUGCUGUUACUGAGGUUCCUUCAAGCUUGCUAAGAAACUUUAAACUGCAUUCAGUCAGGCCACUUUUUUUGUCAUCCCUGUUAUACUCCCUCUUUUAAUGUGGUACCUCAAUAUUUUCUCACUUCUCAAAACUUCCAGUAGCCCAGCAUCAGAAACUAUCUCCUCCACUGAACCUUUUAAUUAAUAAUACAACAUUUUGGAAUGAUGACGAUGUGCUAUUUCAGCAUAAAGUAUAUUUAUAUUUGAAUCUGAAGCUAUCUGAAGCUAUAAUUAUUUUAAUUUUUUUUAUACUUGACAAGAUCCUUUCAGAAAACAAUAAUAAUUUACUUUUAUUUUUAACCAUUUGAGACCAACACUGUUCUAGCCAGCUGCCCCUUGAGACACCAUCAUACUCUGGCAGUGCAGGCAUGUA
Molecule: messenger RNA, 3690 nt
Organism: Sycon ciliatum
Lineage: Eukaryota; Metazoa; Porifera; Calcarea; Leucosolenida; Sycettidae
Exons: 2
Coding region: 284-2698 (804 amino acids)
Molecular function (GO): guanyl-nucleotide exchange factor activity; small GTPase binding
Source: RefSeq, a predicted model, not a curated record